Messenger RNA from Ascoidea rubescens DSM 1968, 937 nucleotides. RefSeq names its product 5-formyltetrahydrofolate cyclo-ligase (gene FAU1). Bases 6 to 767 code for a protein of 253 amino acids. Gene Ontology annotation, cellular component: mitochondrion. Gene Ontology annotation, molecular function: 5-formyltetrahydrofolate cyclo-ligase activity. Gene Ontology annotation, biological process: tetrahydrofolate interconversion; folic acid-containing compound biosynthetic process. The record is from RefSeq and is a predicted model, not a curated record. The transcript has a single exon. Lineage: Eukaryota; Fungi; Ascomycota; Saccharomycetes; Ascoideales; Ascoideaceae.
CAAUAAUGUCGAAACAAUUGAAGGUUUUCUUGCGAAAAGAGUUGAAUUUCAGGCUUUCUUCUGUGUCCCAGAGAAGUUUGGAUGCACAGGCAUCUAAUGUCUACAGUAUUUUGAAAGAUCUACCAGUCUAUCAAAGAGCAAAGUCGGUUGCGAUUUACAUGUCAAUGCCCUCAAAAGAAGUACCAACUUUGAGCAUCAUUAAACACUUAUUUGGUGAUGAUAAAUUUGUGUUUUUGCCAAAGUGUUUUAUUAAUUUGAACGAAAUCAAUGAAAGCGCCAGUGAUAAGUACAUAACAGAAAAAUCAUUGCUAAAUAACUACUACGAAAAAUAUUACUUACCAGUUGAUUUUGAUCAAGAUUGCAAACCUGAGAGAAAUACAAUGAUGUUUUUUCAAAUGAACUCGUUUGAUGAUGUCUUGGAUUUAAAGCCUUCAGGCAAGUACAAAUUAAAGGAACCUAGUGGUAUAAAUCAAAAGGAAAUAUUUGACUCUCAAAUCGGUUUGGAUUUAAUAAUAAUGCCUGCAAUGGGUUAUGAAAUCACGAAUAAAAAUACUCAAAUUAAAAGGCUAGGACAUGGGGCAGGAUUUUAUGAUAGUUUUGUUCAUAAACUCCAUAGACAGAGCAAAUUGAAAGCUACAUAUUUAUUAGGAAUAGGUUUAAAAGAACAACUAAUUGAAAAUAUUCCAUAUGAAAAACACGAUGUUUAUUUAGAUGGUCUAAUUGUAGAUGAUAUAUUUUAUGAAUCCACUGAUUCUUCUUAUGAAUAAAUCACUAGUAACAAAUAGUUUUUCAUAGAUCAUAAAUAACCGAACUAUCAACUAAUAAUCUAGAUUUACUAUUUUCGAUUUUAGAAUGAACGCAAUAUUUAUCCUUUUUACUAUUUUCCUUAUUAGAAAUUUUUUCUAUUUUGCUUUUAAUAACAAUAAAAUUAUUCGCA